Molecule: messenger RNA, 441 nt
Organism: Ostertagia ostertagi
Lineage: Eukaryota; Metazoa; Nematoda; Chromadorea; Rhabditida; Trichostrongylidae
Source: the annotation of a GenBank genome assembly
AUGGAUUGCUCAGCUGUCAAAAUCGCGAUAGAGUGCACAUUGGAGAGUUGUUUUAUGUUUGAUAUCGACGAUCGUGUUGUGGUUUCUGGUGGCAAGCAAGGUAUUGUGAGAUUUAUCGGCGAAACUGAAUUCGCUCAAGGUAUUUGGGCAGGAAUUGAAUUGGAACAGCCGUUAGGAAAGAACGAUGGAAGUGUGCAGGGCAAAAGGUACUUCACAUGCAAAACACCUUACGGCGUGUUCGUGCCGGCUUCUAAAACUCAGAGAGCACCAUCACAAACACCUAAUAGGGCUAAGCAGUCACAUGGUACGGAAAAUGCCACAAUCAAAGCGCUACAGGAUGCGCUUCAAGAAAAGGAACGCCAUUUAGAGCAGCUUAUGCGUGAACGUGAUAUGGAACGAUCCGACUUCGGUGUGAUAGGAAACGGUGACCAGGCAGAAAAG